AUGUACGGCACACCAGCAAAUAGAUACCCAGAUGUAUUCAGCGAUGAACAGGAGACCGAAAUAGAAGAGGACAAUGCCUCUUUAAAAGAUUUUUAUGAUAUGUUAUCUGAUAUGUUUAAAUUAGCAGAGACUGCUCAUAUACUUGAUUAUGGUAUUAAUAUGUCAUUUGGAAAACAGCCACUAAAUGUUUUAAACAAUACUAUUAUAAAACAUUUAGAAGUUAUAGAAACACUUAAAGAAGAGAUUAAAGAUUUCGAAAGACGAAAUAGAUUAAUUAUAACCAGAUUAAAAGAAGAAGAGAAUAAAGGGAAAGAGUUAGAGAAGAAAGUAAAGCAAGAGACAAAACCAAAGAGAAGAAAGACCCAAUUAUUAUAA
Entamoeba dispar SAW760 is the source of this 375-nucleotide messenger RNA. RefSeq lists its product as uncharacterized. The record is from RefSeq and is a predicted model, not a curated record. The transcript has a single exon. Bases 1 to 375 code for a protein of 124 amino acids. NCBI's taxonomy places the organism in Eukaryota, Evosea, Mastigamoebida, Endamoebidae.